UUUUGUCGGCGCGGACAGAGCGGAUAAAACACAGAAAAAAAGUCACACAAUGCAGCUGGACUUCCUCCUCCUCUCAGCGCUGUUUACAGUCCUCUCAUCCAGCCGCGCGGCGCUCACGCGCAAAGCAGAGGCAUGCCUUCUCCAAGUGGACGACGGCCCCUGCAGGGCGGACGUGGAGCGCUUUUAUUACAACACCAUCACCCAGCGGUGCGAGGUCUUCUCCUACGGCGGCUGCCUGGGCAARGCCAACAACUUCAAGAGUUACCCUGAGUGCCAGAAGACGUGCUUCAGAAUCCCAAAAAUCCCUCAAAUCUGCAGGUUUCCAAAAGAGGAAGGUCACUGCCGUGCCCUUUUACCCCGUUUCUUCUUCAACAUGACCACCAUGCAGUGUGAGCCCUUCUCUUAUGGGGGCUGCGGGGGGAACUCCAACCGCUUCCAAGACCUCGCCUCUUGCUCGGAGUACUGCAGUCCGCAGAAAAGUGUUCCCYUUCUCUGUUUGGACCCUCUGGACAAAGGGAAGUGCUCGGCUUCGAUCGCUCGCUUUUACUACAACGCGGCCACCAAGACGUGCGAGGAGUUCACGUACACGGGCUGCGGSGGGAGCAGCAACAACUUUGUGUCGUUUCAAAGCUGCAUGGACGUGUGCGUUAAAGGAAGCAAAAAGCAGAAACCUCAGGGGAAAAUUCACCGGUUGAGACGAAAUAAAAACAAACCCAUAAAGUUUUUGCAGGCAUAGCCGUCCAGCCGAUGUUCUCACCUGAACAAGUCCUUCAUGGAACUGAAGAUGUUUGUUGAUGCCAAAGGAUGACAAAGGUCGUGUUUCUUUAGAUACGACUCCAUCGUGACUUAUUUUCAUGUUUAUUUUAAACUGUGAUGCUUCUAAUUUUGUAUUUUGAUACUUUAUGUGUAAAAUGUAUGUUUUGUGAAAGUAAUACACUGUAAAAAAA
This is a messenger RNA of Austrofundulus limnaeus, 947 nucleotides long. RefSeq names its product tissue factor pathway inhibitor 2 (gene tfpi2). The coding region runs from base 50 to 736 and encodes 228 amino acids. Gene Ontology annotation, molecular function: serine-type endopeptidase inhibitor activity. NCBI's taxonomy places the organism in Eukaryota, Metazoa, Chordata, Actinopteri, Cyprinodontiformes, Rivulidae. The transcript is spliced from 5 exons. The record is from RefSeq and is a predicted model, not a curated record. Gene Ontology annotation, biological process: negative regulation of peptidase activity. Gene Ontology annotation, cellular component: extracellular region.